Messenger RNA from Jaculus jaculus (lesser Egyptian jerboa), 6572 nucleotides. It is a transcript of the gene Frmd4a, whose product is annotated as FERM domain containing 4A. The record is from RefSeq and is a predicted model, not a curated record. Gene Ontology annotation, cellular component: cytoskeleton; bicellular tight junction; adherens junction. Bases 646 to 3804 code for a protein of 1052 amino acids. NCBI's taxonomy places the organism in Eukaryota, Metazoa, Chordata, Mammalia, Rodentia, Dipodidae. The transcript is spliced from 24 exons. Gene Ontology annotation, biological process: establishment of epithelial cell polarity.
UUCUUUUGCUCUUUCUUUCUGGAAGCGUCAGGGGUGUCCAGUCCUUUGGGUGCUGAAGAGAGCGCUCCAGACUGGAUGGUGGGAGGCGGGCACGGAGCCGGCCUCUCCUUUCCACAGGGCUGCAGAGAGCGAGGUGCACGGAAAAUGCGAGCCGGCCAGGAAGGGGAGGAGAACAGUUAGGACCUUCUCAGUUAAAAAGGAAAAAUGGCUAAAGGCAGUGCAUCUGUGUUUGCAGGCAGCUGCCCAGAUGUUGGUGCGCACUGAAUGCGAGGACGAUCCCCAGUGCCGCCCUUUGAAGGGCGUGGGGGGCUGCCGGAGCGUAACCAGCAACUCCGCUCCACGCCUUUCUCUAGUGCCUGGCUAGCGGAGUCACGGCUCGGUCGAUUCAGGCAAAUUCUGCAAAAUUUCCAAGGGAUGGCUGUUCUAAUAAUAGCUCUGGCCGCGGCUCCUUCAUAGACCUCCUCAUUGUGAAUGAUGCCGCGUCGCCAGCCCGCUGGGGAGCGCAGCUUGCUGGGAGACGACAUCCAGUGACCCCUCCAUGAAUGGACGAGGCGCUGCCUCCCCUGUGAAUGGAACAUCCCGACCCAGGCUGCCUGCCUGCUUCUGCCUCCUUUCAGUUUGAAUCCUCCUGGAUUCUGAAGCGAGAUGACGGAGGGCCGUCGAUGUCAAGUCCAUCUCCUAGAUGACCGGAAGUUGGAACUCCUAGUACAGCCCAAGCUUUUGGCCAAGGAGCUUCUUGACCUCGUGGCAUCUCAUUUCAACCUGAAGGAGAAGGAAUAUUUUGGAAUAGCAUUCACGGACGAGACGGGACACUUAAACUGGCUUCAGCUAGAUCGAAGAGUGUUGGAACACGACUUCCCCAAAAAAUCAGGACCUGUGGUUUUGUACUUUUGUGUCAGAUUCUAUAUAGAAAGCAUCUCCUACCUGAAGGACAACGCCACCAUUGAACUCUUCUUCCUGAAUGCCAAGUCCUGCAUCUACAAGGAGCUUAUUGAUGUGGACAGUGAAGUGGUAUUCGAAUUAGCUUCCUAUAUUUUACAGGAGGCAAAAGGAGAUUUUUCUAGCAACGAGGUGGUGAGAAGUGACCUGAAGAAACUGCCAGCUCUUCCCACGCAAGCCCUGAAGGAACACCCCUCCCUGGCCUACUGUGAAGACAGAGUCAUUGAGCACUACAAGAAACUGAAUGGCCAGACGAGAGGCCAAGCAAUUGUGAACUACAUGAGCAUUGUGGAGUCUCUCCCAACCUAUGGGGUUCACUACUAUGCAGUGAAGGAUAAGCAAGGGAUACCAUGGUGGCUGGGGCUGAGCUACAAGGGAAUCUUCCAGUAUGACUAUCAUGAUAAAGUGAAGCCAAGGAAGAUAUUCCAAUGGAGACAGUUGGAAAACCUGUAUUUCAGAGAAAAGAAGUUUUCCGUGGAAGUUCAUGACCCCCGCAGGGCUUCAGUGACAAGGAGGACUUUCGGGCACAGCGGCAUUGCUGUGCACACGUGGUAUGCAUGUCCAGCAUUAAUCAAAUCCAUUUGGGCUAUGGCGAUUAGCCAACACCAGUUCUAUCUGGAUAGAAAGCAGAGUAAGUCUAAGAUCCACGCAGCGCGAAGUCUGAGCGAGAUCGCCAUCGAUCUGACGGAGACAGGGACGCUGAAGACCUCGAAGCUGGCCAACAUGGGGAGCAAAGGGAAGAUCAUUAGCGGUAGCAGUGGGAGCCUGCUCUCCUCAGGGUCGCAGGAAUCAGAUAGCUCACAGUCGGCCAAGAAAGACAUGCUGGCUGCCUUGAAAUCCAGGCAGGAGGCCCUGGAGGAGACGCUGCGCCAGAGGCUGGAGGAACUGAAGAGACUCUGUCUCCGGGAAGCUGAGCUCACUGGCAAGCUGCCCAUUGAGUAUCCCCUGGAUCCUGGAGAGGAGCCGCCCAUUGUUCGGAGAAGAAUUGGGACAGCCUUUCAGCUGGAUGAACAGAAAAUCCUGCCCAAGGCAGAGGAGGCGGAACUGGAACGGCUGGAACGCGAGUUUGCCAUUCAGUCCCAGAUCACCGAGGCUGCCCGCCGCCUGGCCAGUGACCCCAACGUCAGCAAGAAACUGAAGAAACAAAGAAAAACCUCUUAUCUGAAUGCACUGAAGAAACUGCAGGAGAUUGAAAAUGCCAUCAAUGAGAACCGCAUCAAGUCUGGGAAGAAACCCACCCAGCGGGCAUCGUUGGUCAUAGACGAUGGAAAUAUUGCCAGUGAAGACAGCUCCCUCUCUGAUGCCCUUGUCCUCGAAGAUGAAGACUCUCAGGUUACCAGCACAAUAUCCCCCGUUCAGUCUCCACACAAGGGACUCCCUCCUCGGCCGCCGUCUUCCCACAAUAGGCCUCCUCCCCCGCAGUCCCUGGAGGGGCUCCGGCAGACGCACUACCACCGCACUGACUAUAAGUCACCCUUAAAGCCCAAAAUGUGGAGCGAGUCGUCUUUGGACGAGCCUUACGAGAAGGUGAAGAAACGGUCCUCCCACGGCCACUCCGGCAGCCACAAGCGCUUUCCCAGCACCGGAAGCUGCGCUGAAGCAGGCGGAGGCAGCAGCUCCUUGCAGAACAGCCCGGUCCGCAGCCUCCCGCACUGGAACUCCCAGUCCAGCAUGCCGUCCACGCCAGACCUGCGUGUCCGGAGCCCCCAUUAUGUCCACUCCACAAGGUCCGUGGACAUCAGCCCCACCCGACUGCACAGCCUCGCGUUGCACUUUAGGCACCGGAGCUCCAGCUUGGAGUCCCAGGGCAAGCUCCUGGGCUCGGAGAACGACACGGGGAGCCCGGACUUCUACACCCCGCGGACUCGUAGCAGCAACGGCUCGGACCCCAUGGACGACUGCUCGUCGUGCACCAGCCACUCGAGCUCGGAGCACUACUACCCGGCGCAGAUGAACGCCAACUACUCCACGCUGGCCGAGGACUCGCCGUCCAAGGCCCGGCAGCGGCAGCGGCAGCGGCAGCGCGCGGCGGGCGGCCUGGGCUCGGCCAGCUCGGGCAGCAUGCCCACCCUGGCGGCGCGCGGCGGCGGCGGCGGCGGGGCGGCGGGCGCGGGGCCCGCGGGGGGCGGCGCGGCGGCGGCGGCGGCGGCGGGCACGGCGGGCGCGGCGGCGGGCACGGCGGGCGGCGUGUACCUGCACAGCCAGAGCCAGCCCAGCUCUCAGUACCCCAUCAAGGAGUACCCGCUGUACGUGGAGGGCGGCGCCACGCCCGUGGUGGUGCGCAGCCUGGAGAGCGACCAGGAGGGCCACUACAGCGUCAAGGCGCAGUUCAAGACGUCCAACUCGUACACGGCCGGCGGCCUCUUCAAGGAGAGCUGGCGCGGGCCCGGCGACGAGGCCGACGCGGGCGGCCGCCUGACGCCGUCGCGCUCGCAGAUCCUGCGGACGCCGUCGCUGGGCCGCGAGGGCGCCGCCGCCGCCAACGCCGGCGACAAGGGCGCGGGCCGCGCCGCCGUGUCGGACGAGCUGCGCCAGUGGUACCAGCGCUCGGCCGCCGCGCACAAGGAGCACGGGCGCCUGGCGCACGCCAGCUCCGCCUCGGCGGACGGCGGCUCGCAGUGCAGCCCCUCGUCCCAGAGCACCUUCGUGGCGCACAGCAGGGUCACCAGGAUGCCCCAGAUGUGCAAGGCCACGUCAGCUGCCUUACCUCAAAGCCAGAGAAGCUCAACUCCGUCGAGUGAAAUCGGAGCCACCCCCCCAAGCAGUCCGCACCACAUCCUGACCUGGCAGACUGGAGAAGCAACAGAAAACUCACCCGUCAUGGAUGGGUCUGAGUCUCCAACUCACCAAAGUACUGACGCAUAGAGGAGCUCCAGUGACAGCUGCUUCCUGGACUCCUCCCUCUACCCAGAGCUAGCCGACGUCCAGUGGUACGGGCAGGAGAAAGCCAAGCCCGGGACCCUCGUGUGAGCCAGCCCGGCCCGAUCUGACCGCCUCGAUGCCAUUCUGAGUCACCUCACUGCCUCUCAUUUGCCUUACCCAGACGCACUGCACCGUCACCUGCACCAGCCUGGCCCUCAGCACUUUGGUUGUUUUUUUUUCCCUCUCUUCUGUCUCCGCAUUCCCUCCACCCUCAAAACCCUGACUGAGGAGACAUUCUGGAAGGUUCCGGUCCCACUGUGUGUCCCCUGGCUCUCUCGCUCACAGAGAGUCGGACAGCAAUCCUCAAUGGCACCUUGGUGGCUUCCCCUGCCGUGACAGCCCCAGGCUGGGAGAUGCCCAUGCCCGGGCGCGCGCUGCCCGGAGAUGACGUGCGCAGAAGACCCGAGCCGGUCCCGGCGCCCUGGGGUCGGCCGAGAGGAAGAUGGAGCCGCUGGGUUUACACCUGAAAUCGCCCAAAGGGAGCCAGCCUGGGGGAAGUGGCCGUGGGGGGAGAGUGAGCCAGGAAGACCAGCACUUCAAAGAUGCAUUGGAGGAUCACCAUCAGUUCUUCGCUGCCAAAGAUUAAACACUUAAAAAAAAUAAACCAGAGGGGCCAAGAGGAAGUCAUUCCUUCUGCAGUGAAAUUUCGUUUGAAUUCCAAACUGCUUGGAUGCAGCACCAGUGAACGUCAAGCAUCUGUAAACCACGUCCUGUCUUGACCCACCCUCCCUAGCAGCCUACUGCCUCCACGGAGCCUACAGCACGCGGCCGGCCGGCGGGACAGCGCGCACCGGCGAGGCGUGGCUGGCCCCGGCUGAGUCCGAAUCUCCAUCCACCUGGACCCCAAGGAAAACAGACCUCAGGAGGAGCAGGGUACCGUCAGCCCUGCUGUGUGCGGGGGCUCAGCCCACCCCCUCCAAGCCCAGAGCUGCUUCCCUCUGGGGACUGGUAGGAAACAUAAGGUGAUCAUUGCCAAAAGUGGUUCUCUCUCAUUAAAACCAGUACAAUUGUAACCUAUUUUUUUGCACAAGGUGUUUCAUUUUCUGUUUUUGUUUUUUAAAUGGGAAACCAAGGGAAAAGCACAUUGCAAUCCAUUCAGAUGUUUAACUGUUGUGGCUCAUUUAAUGUGUGUUAGCACUUGUGUGACAAAGAGCUCAGAUGCCACCUCUCCUGUGUGUCGUUACUCAAAGAACCCAACUCUACCCUUAGUUAGGAAGAUUUUUACGCAUGUCUGUAGCUGUCUGACAGAGCAGGGUUGAAACAGAUCAGCUCCCCAAAAGCCCAUACACCUUCCAACAGUAUCUGUGCUUGAUUCUCACUGUGUCUGCAGAUACCAACCCAAGACAAAAGAGCUAGGGUGCGUGGGAGCAACUCGUUUACAUGUGUUGUGAGCUAUGCUUGAUACACAACCAGAAAGCCAUCAAUCUUCAAAGGCCUCAAAAAUACUUUUGUAAUUAACAGUGCACAAACUUAGUUGGGUUAUCCAAGGUGGCACAAAAGGGUCUCCACAGAGGUAGUAUACUGUGUCUGCUGGCACAAGUAAUAGGAAGGAGGGCUCAUUUGUAAUGACUUCCUAUUGGAAAGGCAUUUGGCAACCAGGAGCAGGAGCCGGGGUGGGGGUACUUUUGUGGGAAAGCAGAACUCAAGUUAGCUGUGGCAUUAAAAAAAAAAAAAAAUCUUUGUUUUUCAUGUAUGUGUAAUCCAAGAAUCAUGAUAGACUCUACAGACCAGGAGGGUAAGAAAUGGACACCAAAAAAGGGACUAACUAACCUCAUCGCUCCCUCGGCUUCUGCUUGGAAAGCUCUGGAAGUCAAAUGGGAGCGUUCGCGCCAGGUGGAAGCAUUCAUACCUGGGGGUCUGCAGCCUCCUCCGUCCAUUCAAGGCUGUGCCUGGAGGAGGAGGUGAUUCCAGCUUGCAGAACACGAUGCUAUUCCCAGAACACUGAGGGGUAAACCUGUAGGACUGAUAGAAAGCGGUGACGAUUUAGUUCCCUGAACGAAUCUGGGAGCUGCUGAGUCGGGAACCCUUUCGUUGCUCGUACAUUGGUGGUCAGAACUAUAGACAGCAGGUUUAUUUGGGGCAUAGUUUUUCUUUCCUUCCCUAUUUGGAAUCAUUACAGGUUGGGUCAUUUUUCUUUCUCUAAAAAGAAGAUCUGCGAAUAAUUAGACUGAACUAUGUGUAACAGGAAAAGUCCAAAGGGAAAUGGAGAAGGCGAGGAGGGUACCUGGUUACAGGCUGUAACAUGGACGGUGGUUCGAAAUCCAGUCUGAAGUCAGUUGCACUGAGGUUUUUAGCCAGCUUAUUAUAAGCAAGGAAUGAGAAGAGAAGUUCUUCCUAAAACCUUGGGUUACGUUAGAUCCAGGGAGCAGAGAGGAACAGAGCAGAAGUAGUAAACAUCAUGAUAGUCUGGUGGUAAAGACAGAGAUAAAGUAAGACAGGUUUUACUGUUCAGCUAUGUUCAGUUAAUUCAAAAUGUACAUAAAACUUUAACACUUUCCCUGACCCGAUGAAUGACCAGCAUGAUGGGAAACUCUCUGGUUAUUGUAUACAUGCGUCUGCUAACUCCUUACAGAUCUCUAUUUCUUUAAAGGAAAAGAAGAUAGAAUACAAGGCCCCUGGUCUGAUACAAAGCUCCUAUUGGAUUCUUUGGAUACAUGUAAAAAAAAAAAAAUUGCCUGUUUAAGUCAGAAGGUUGACAAAGACAUAUACAU